CCUGUGUAAGCUGAUUACGUGCACGACAGUGGUUUAUGACGCUCAUUAGUUUACUUGACAAGAUUGGUGAUUAGGAGUUAAUUUCAACGUUAUGUUCCCAUAAGCACAUCCACUAAUGAACUUGUAUUUCGGCUUAAAAUAGACAAGUAAACAAGAUAAGAAAAAUAAGGUUAAGGACAGUUUUACAACAAAAGAUUACAAUUUAAAAACAAUAAAUUAUUCACGAGUUUAUGACAAAAUAAGAAUCCGAACAUAAUUUGAAUGGAAAAUGAGAGCGAAUUUUGAAAACAUAUUUAUUACCUUCAACCAUCAUUGUUUCUGCUUUCGAACGACAAGAACCACCCGAUGCAACCGAUUGUUGCAUUUUGCAUCGUAAAUGGAGCUAUGAAUGUGAUUAGCAUUUUUAUGCCAUUUUUCGCCUCAACUCACACAACAGCAAGAAAGAUGAUGCCAGCAACUUCUGGACGCAAGUUGAUGGUGGUGCAGAAAGCAAGUGAAAGUUGAACAACGUGUACCCUCUUAUUUGGCAAAUGUUUUCCCACGAGUGAGAUGACCAAAGCAGUUUAUGUGAUAGUUUUUCAAUUUUUCCUCUAAUUCAAUUCAAUACAAAAUCUUUCUCUAGCAAUAUUCAACAAAAAAGAAAACAAAAAAGUGAGUGAAUUCUAUGUGUAAAAUAAAUGAACCGCGGAAUGGUUUCCCCAACAAGUGCCAAUGGUAGACAAAUGUGCGUGAAAUAAGCAACAUCCACAGCACGAAUCGUGUACGAAUGAUUGUCCCAAUUGGCCGCUAACAUUUUCUCCCUCUUCCCCGAGCGGAAUGUGUCGAGGGGCGAGCCGGUAACGACGCCGGGCCGGGAGGAAAUCGAACCGAAAGUGACACUGAAUACGUCGGGCAUGUCCUUAAAACGGCUCGCCGUCAUAUCGGCCGUCGGUUCGCACAACAGCUUCAACAAUCAGACCAUCUCGUACGUUAGCUCGUACAGUGGAGCGAGCGGCAAUACAGUCGAGCAGAACGUUAUCGUCGGACACGCCGGUUCCGGGAACGUACGUACCGGUGGACACCACCAGGGAUUGCAGACGAUGCGACCGGGAGCGAAUCUGCACGGCAAUGUGAACAUCAUGCUCGGCGGUGCCAUGCUGUCCGUGGUCAUCACGGUAGUGUGUUUUGUCUGCUACUGUUGUCAUCGCAAUAUUAAAAAGCGCUCAAACUCCAUCUACCGUCAACAGUGGCUCGAAACGGAGGCAAACAUGGAAAUCUACAGCGUGGAACAGUGCUACGAUCCACCAGCCUCCGGGACGGGUGGAUUUUUUAUGGAUGGUAGCAGUACUACCGGCGACUAUCAGUCGCUACCGAUGGUGACCAGCGCUAUAAAUCAUACGAGCCACCAUCCACAGUAUCCCUACCAUCAUCAACAUUAUCAUCAACAGCAGCAGCAACAGCAGCAACAUCAUUACCAGUACACACCGUACCCGAAUGGUCCACCACCGUCCUACGAUACCGUUGUCGCGCAGGAUGAACUGCUGGCAAGCGUUACACGCCGCAAGCGCAACUUCGCGCCCGGCACCGACACAAGGCGGGUGACUGCCGGCCCAUCAUCUCACCGCUGCUCGGAUCCAGAAUCACACGAUUGCGAUAAACAAUCGGUCUGUCCGGAAUCUACCACACCGCUGCUGCCGAAGAUGGCGGCCCGUUCCCAAAGGAGCUGUGGCGUAUCGGCGUCAAAUGAACGCACUUACAGCGAUGAUGAUCCUGCUGAUGAAGAACCGCUCGGCCGAAGCGUUCAGCAACCCGAAUGGUACGAAGAUACCCGGGUGGAAACGUACGACAGCGAAACAAGCUGCAGCUGUCCCACAAUGACCAACGGCACCACCGUCAUUAGCCGUCCCGGUGAGGGUGGUACCAUUGGACAGGCAGUACCGCCAAUUUACUGUCGUAAUUGUGGUUACUUUGUGGAGGGUUCUAGGGAUUCAUCAACCUCACCCGUCCGGACACGGUCACAGACGGAUCGGAUCGAACUGACGCGUAACGAGACACUCCUAGUCGAUUAUGAGACUAUAAGCACCGAUACAACGCCUGCCCGUUCCGGCGCUCGGCACGACGACGUCAAUCGAAACAAUACCGUCGACGACACCGCCACUAGCGUUGACAUUGACAUGCUGACAAUGCAGCUGAUGGCAUCGGCAUCAUCCACCGUGUCCGCACAUGCCGGUUCCACCAGACAGCUCGAUACGAUGAAUAACAACAGUACGGCUAAUGAAACCCAAAACUUGCGUUACUCGAUCGGUGUUGUUGCACCCGAUUCGUCAACCAACCCGACAUCAUUAAACGAAGAGGACAACCAUGGACGGACGGUUACUGCCAGCUCGAAUGCAAACAGUGAAAAUAAUAACAUCAUUACCGAUUCAUCGGCAUCGAUAAGCGCAACGGAUCAUCGGGAAACUCCCGCAAGCACCAGUGACAUCAUUCAUCAGUGUCCAACAAACACGUCAUCCAAUCAGUGUUGCAAUCAGCCCGCCAGUUACUUGCAGCCGGCCGGGGGUGAAAUAUCGACGAUCCCGACGACGGUGGAAGAUCACACGAACGGGAAUGACAGUUUGGCGGUGGCAACUACACCACGCAACGAACCAUCCGGUAUCCGAAGUUUGCUAAACGAGAACGGUUUGGUGCGGUUAGAUAUGAGUCAAAUCAUCGACAACACCGGUCUACCGACGUAUGAAGCGGCCUUAAAGCUGGAAUCGAGCGGGUACGUGUGAGACGGGAAUUUUUAUCUAAAACGUAAAAAAACAUCAUAACAAACCAACAAAAAAAACACCAAAAACAGCACACACUCAUCAGGCAAGACACUGCAAAACUUAAACAACACAAUUUAAAUGGCCUUUCUAGUGUAGAAUUCUCCAGUGUAAGUGUUAGUUAAACACACCCCCCGGGGGGAUAGAAAAAAACCAACAAAACCCGCACAACAGCAGCAAAAAUGCGUCACUCAUCAUCACAGAACUCGCUUAUCUGUUCAUGAUAAAUACGUGGUAACAAAAAAACGGUUUAAAAAUUUCUUUUCGUACGUGUCGAUGCAAUGAGGUUAGGUUAGCACAGAAUUUUCCGCUCUUUAAAGUAAGUCAUUCCAUUCUAACCAUUAUGAAUCUUUUGACUAAAAAGCGAUGAGUUUAUUUAUGACUAGUAACCCACAGCAGCAGCUAACGUACGAAACACGGGUAAGAUCAGGUUGAUUGACGGGUGCGAUGAGCCGUAGGUUGAUCAUCCUCCCCUUCAGCCGUAAGACGUAAAGGGUUUCAUUGAAAGAAAGAUAACAGAAAAAAAACAACCGUAACCCAUAUCGUGUAUCUCUCAUGUAGGUCCCAAGGAACACCACAUCAAGGCUUUAAUGUUGUGUAGUACUGUAAAAAUAAAUGUAUAAUGUUUCCACAAAUACAACUAUAUUGGAGCUGUGUGUGUGUAAUGUGUAAGUGUGCUUAGCUUUAAUAUGUUUAAGUUGGUAAGUAAUAAAAUAGAUUAAAAAAGCAUAAGUGUGUUUAUGUGCGGACGCCUAAAGUUAUGCAAUUGAUUGUUUUUAAUAAGCGCUCUAGCCAACUGUCACAUUCCUUUUAGCUAUCAAAAGUAAUUAUUGCAUACUUUUAGGCGUAAACGAUGUACCACAUAAGGGGAUAUAUUUAUGCAACAUAAAAUUAUGUACAAAAACAAAAACAAAAUGUUUUUUUUUUU
Messenger RNA from Anopheles funestus (African malaria mosquito), 3717 nucleotides. RefSeq lists its product as uncharacterized. Bases 894 to 2753 code for a protein of 619 amino acids. The transcript is spliced from 3 exons. NCBI's taxonomy places the organism in Eukaryota, Metazoa, Arthropoda, Insecta, Diptera, Culicidae. The record is from RefSeq and is a predicted model, not a curated record.